This is a messenger RNA of Patiria miniata (bat star), 834 nucleotides long. Its product is annotated as eukaryotic translation initiation factor 4E-like. The record is from RefSeq and is a predicted model, not a curated record. The transcript is spliced from 7 exons. Gene Ontology annotation, molecular function: RNA 7-methylguanosine cap binding; translation initiation factor activity. The coding region runs from base 110 to 775 and encodes 221 amino acids. Gene Ontology annotation, cellular component: eukaryotic translation initiation factor 4F complex; cytoplasm. Gene Ontology annotation, biological process: translational initiation. Lineage: Eukaryota; Metazoa; Echinodermata; Asteroidea; Valvatida; Asterinidae.
UGACACAUAACUGUUCCCCGUUAUACUCAUGUUUAGUCAUCCAUGCAUAUGCCGUGAGAAUUUUGCCGGUAUCACGUGACCGAGCGCCAUAUUGGAUUUCUCAGCGAACAUGGCCUCCGCAGUGGCAACUUCACAAGAGGAGAAACCUCAAAAAGACAGUAAAGCAUCAAAAACCGAAGGCGAAACCGAGACUCAAAGCCAGGCUGUUCUCAGUCCAGAGGAAGUCAUCAAGCACCCUCUGCAGAACAAGUGGGCCCUCUGGUUCUUCAAGAACGACAAGGCCAAAUCCUGGGCCGACAAUCUUAGAAUCAUAACUGCCUUUGACACAGUCGAGGGUUUCUGGGCGUUGUUCAACCAUAUUCAGUCAGCCAGUAAACUCCAGUCGGGAUGUGACUACUCUCUGUUCAAGGAUGGCAUCAAACCCAUGUGGGAGGACGGUAAGAACAAACCCGGGGGUCGUUGGCUGGUGAAUCUAGGACGAACGAAGCCGCAGGAUGUGGACAGAUUCUGGUUGGAAUCGCUGUUGUUCCUGAUCGGCGAGUCUUGCGACGACGAGGGUGAAUUGGUCAACGGAGGAGUGAUCAACGUCCGGGGUAAAGGCAACAAGAUUGCCAUCUGGACAGGCAACUACAAGAAGGAAGAAGGAAUUCUAAAGAUUGGGAAGGGAUUUAAGGAAGUUCUACAUCUACCAGCUAAGACAUUAAUAUCAUAUGAGGCCCACGCAGACACGAUGUCCAAGACAGGUUCGAUGGCGAAGAGUCGGUACUCGGUAUGAUAGCAGGCCGGCAUAGAUAAUACUUGUAUAGCUUAUAGUGAUACAUAUAGAAAGGGGGA